CGCCUUGCGUGUGCGUCACCGUGUGUCACGAGUGCGUGCACCGUGCCACUCCAGGCUACAUCACGCCGUGCUCCGCGAGCAGUUUUUUUCCUACUCCUUCCUACGGUGCCUGCGGCACUUUUCGACACUCCGCGCUCCGUGCCGGGCCUUUACGGGCCCGCGAAGAUCGGCGAUCACGCCCGAACUCUUUAUCAGCGAGAGACGAUAAUGCGAGCCGCCGCGCCGCGCCGUUUCGAGCAGCUCGACGGAGGAAUAUCGGAAAAGUGCGGCCGUUGAAGUGCUCUCGUAAAAAUAGCGUGCCGUUACGUGCGACGGUUCUUCACACGCCGGGAAUCUGGAGUUUCUUCUCCACGGUGGUGGUGAUUACAGUAAGCUGUGAUAAUAGUGAUAACGCCGGAGUGAUUUCGUUCGUCGAGUGAUCUCAUCCGAUCGAGCGAGCGGAUGAAGGUGUAGAGGAAGAAGGAAAGAAUCGGUCAACUGGAUCGUGGCUCGUUCUCGGGUUCUGGGUUCUGUGUGAUGUGUUUAAUAAUGAUCGCAGUGCUUGACGUCUUUCUCAAAAAGAAAAACACAAGUCUUCUUCUCGACAGAGACUAAAUCUUCCGUGCAGCGUCGUUGACCGGUUUGGCCGGCGAAUCGAUGUUGAAGGUUCAUCAGCGAGCGAUACGUUAUCAACGAAGGACCGUCUUAUGAAGACGAGAUCAAGGAGAGCCUGAGAAACAGCAACGGCGGCCAAUUCCCGUGUUCCUACGUUCCUACGUGAGGUCUCUCGGUGAUGGACGAUCGAGAGAGUCCGUUCGUGCGAACACAGGCUAGCAGAAGCCUGAUUCGACCGCAGGCAGGUGCACGAAAGUUCCUGAUGCCGUCGCCCGCAGAAAGGACAGUGCGUCAGCUGAAUCGACAAGCUCCUAAUGAACCGAGCCCGAUGAGCAUACCGAAGCGGUUAUCGGCGCCGCUCGCGCCUUUGGAGGGCCUGAAGCAGUGGGAACUGGUAGAGGAUGACAAGGGUUUGCAGGUAGUGGAGAAACGGUCCGGCGCUUUAAGCCCGAUCAGACCCAAGGAGGUACCCACAAGCCCGCUCUAUAGUCGCGCUCCCGUUUCCGUAAAGAGACUCCUCAGCGACACGAACAUGGACGCGAGUCUGGAGGAGAAGUUAAGAGUCUUCAACGAGUCGAAGAUCAUCCAACCGAUCGGACUUCCGUAUGUCCAACAAAGGACGGAGCUGACACCCGCUCCAUUGUCGGCGGUGCCCAAGGCGCCGCUCAGUCUCGAUUUGAUUCUGAAGCAGCAGCGAACAGCAUCGACGGGCGCGACGACGCUCGAGAGCACCGACAUGCUGCAACGAUUGGAGCAGCAAGUUAAGGCCAUCGAGAUGGGCACGAUCGCUGCAAGGACGCGCCACUUGGAGAACAGUUCGGAUUUCGGAGCGGAAGUCCAGCUUAGAUACAAGGAACACGAGGACUUGCUGCGAAACGUCACUGACGACGAGGCCGAGGGGGCCUCGCUGUUGCACCGCGGGGACGCGACGCGGAAUUCCACCGGAAACGCCGGCAUCGCGCCAAAGAAGCCCACCGUUAAGCUAUCCAGGACCGCUUCGGAUACGCGGCGAGGGCAAGAAGCGGAGAUGAGAGCGCAAUCCAGGAUGCCGCAAACUCGCGCGAUCGUCCGGCCGAUAGUUACCAAGAAGGAUCAUCAGCGACAUCAGCAACUGCAACAGCAGAACAACGCGACGGCCGUCCCGCUCAAACCGUUGUCAGACAUGCAGAAGAGUAUUCAGAGCGAGAAGGAGACGGGGGAUGGCGUAGGGGUGUCGAGUAGCGGAGGUCGGCUCUCUUCGAGGAGUCGAACCUCCGAAGAACCUCAUAUCGGCAAGUACAAAUUACUGAAGACGAUUGGCAAAGGUAACUUUGCCAAGGUGAAGCUUGCUAAGCAUGUGCCCACGGGGAAGGAAGUAGCCAUCAAGAUCAUCGAUAAGACUCAAUUGAAUCCCGGUAGUCUUCAAAAGCUGUUCCGAGAAGUCAGGAUAAUGAAGAUGCUUGACCAUCCAAACAUAGUGAAAUUAUUCCAAGUGAUCGAGACUGAAAAGACACUGUACCUGGUAAUGGAGUAUGCCAGUGGUGGCGAGGUCUUCGACUAUCUGGUUCUGCACGGGCGAAUGAAGGAGAAAGAGGCGAGAGCGAAGUUCAGGCAGAUCGUUUCUGCUGUGCAAUACUGCCAUCAAAAGAAGAUCAUUCAUAGAGACUUAAAAGCCGAAAAUCUGUUGCUCGAUAGUGAAAUGAAUAUCAAGAUCGCCGAUUUCGGUUUUAGCAAUGAAUUUACACCCGGUAACAAGUUAGACACAUUUUGUGGCUCGCCGCCAUACGCCGCACCGGAACUUUUUCAAGGAAAGAAAUACGAUGGUCCGGAAGUGGACGUAUGGUCGUUAGGUGUAAUCCUAUACACACUGGUAUCCGGCUCACUGCCUUUUGAUGGUUCGACAUUGAGGGAAUUGAGGGAGAGGGUAUUAAGGGGGAAAUAUAGAAUUCCGUUUUAUAUGUCCACCGACUGUGAAAAUCUUCUUAAGAAAUUCUUGGUGCUCAAUCCAACGAAGAGAGCCUCAUUAGAGAACAUAAUGAAGGAUAAGUGGAUGAAUUUGGGAUACGAGGAUGACGAAUUAAAACCGUACUUAGAACCUGAACCUGAUUAUAGAGAUCACAAGAGGAUAGGUGAGUCUACCAAGGCCUUAGCCAGUAUGGGAUACACUCGAAGCGAAAUAGAAGAUUCUUUAGGACAAGCGAAAUAUGACGAUGUAUUCGCUACUUACUUGCUCUUAGGCAGAAAAACGACGGAUCCUGAAAGCGAUGGAUCACGAUCAGGUAGUUCGUUGUCGCUGCGUAACAUUCCACCUCAAGUCAGUUCAGGUGGUGGAGGAGGAAGCAGUGGAGGAACAGGUGGCGCGGUACAGAGUCCAUCUCACAGAGGUGUUCACAGAAGUAUUUCUGCUAGUAAUCCAAAACCCAGUAGACGGGCCUCGUCUGGUGGUGAAACUCUUCGAGGCGCACCCAGUCCAGGUAACGCAACGAAUCACAAUCACGCGACUGCAAUAACUGGCACAACUGUGACUGGAAGUGGGGGUAAUUUUAAACGACAAAAUACCGUGGACGCUGCCACAAUCAAGGAAAAUAGCGCUCGCGUUUCUGCAAGCCGGCCCUCUGCACCUAAAAACAGUCAACCACCUGGGCAAUUAGAUACUAUGACAAUGUUCAUUCUAGGCGUGGGUACAAGUCCUGGUGGUAAAGCAAGGGUAGGCAAGAGCAACACAAUGAAUGCAGGAGUAGGUGGUGGUCGGCCUCUUACCUCACCUGCUCCUGGUUCUGUUGGUCGACGUAGCACCAUCUCCUAUGAUCAAGCGAAAACAUCAUCAUCGUCUACUGAAAGAACCAACGAAGUACCCAGCCUGGGCGAGGGCACUAGACCAACGCGGGGUCACACCAAGUCUGCGAGCAUCAGCGCAAGUCACCGUUCCUCAAGUGGUGUACCCCCCAGCGACCAUUCACUACUGGACCCUCAACCACGCAACGCCCACAACUCCUUACUCGCCACUGCUGACCCUCUUAGGCAGAGUUUGGGUGUAUGCACAAGCAACAGACUGGCCACAACCACUACGCCAGCAUUUCCACGGAAUGUUCCGAGCCGCAGUACGUUCCAUUCUGGCCAAAACAGAGCACAGCGAAAUCACACUCAGGGUCACACACAAACGCAGGACACAAAUGCAAUUAGCCCACUAGCAAGGCCGUCCUUCUUCUCAAAAUUAUCCUCCAAGUUCUCCAAACGGCCAUGAACCAUAUAAGCUUCGCUUCAUCUCUCGAGUUCCGACAAGCGAAAGGCCAUACAGACACGGGUUUUAACACAACCGAUGUGCCGACAGUAUCAUGAUACAGCAUACCCGAUGCGUACCUAACGCAUGUUGAAUCGAGCUGGGCAAAGAGGCAAAAGACUAUUUAUUAUUAGUCAACCGCUCAAUGGAUAUUGUGUGAUGUAUACAAUCUCAAAAGAGAAAAGAAAAACUCUUGACUCCGUUAUUCUGUGGUUCUCAAGAUUGAAUGUAAAUUACUUUUUUAAGAACUUUUACAUGUCGAAUAUUGUGCGUCAUCUACGAUAUGUAUAUGUGUACAUAUCGUGUAUCAUCGUAUCCAAAUUUAUAUACAUAUAUAUAUAUAUGUACGUAUAUGUAUGUAUGAUUAUAUGAAUAGAGAAAAAUGUCUUCCUGAAAUCACAAACCAGGAAAUCGCCUUACGCACUUAGAUAUAGCACUGAUGAUAUCUGUGCCUUUCCUAAUUCAGCCUGCCUAUAACCGUAUGCAUACUUUACGUCGUCCAUCUAAAGAGAAAUCUGACACAUCUCUCUCUCUUUAUAUUUUUCUACCAUUUUUCACUCCACUAAAGCUGUCUUAGCUGUCACUUGUUUUGCUUUCGUUACAAAGUCACAGCAGAGAAUGUCAAACCAUUUUAUGAGAAGCGAUGAUAGUUAAUAGAUGCCGCCCGACGUAAAGUAUCUAGCCACUAAAAUGAUAGGUGUGAUUUUUAAUAAGUGUGCUCAAAACACUUAUCUUUAUACACCGGAAAGCAUAUUUUUCUGUGGAACGGCAGAUGUGUGACAGGCAUAGAUUAUUCUCCUACAUUGAAAUUAGCAAACUAGUAAUCUUACAAAUGUGAUGAAAUGACUUUUAUCUGCAAAUCAACGAUACAUAUAUAAACUAGCACACAAGUGUUUUACAACUCCUAAAUAUUUUCUUUCGAACGAACUCUUUAACGUCUUUAAUAAUGUCUUAUUUAUAUUUUAUCGGAGAAACACACGUUUAUUCAUGUUCCUUGUUUUUGUAUAUCACUACUAUCCUUAUAUAAUACCCCUUUUUUUUUCUCUCUAUACUGCCUUUGGAAGAUAAAAGCGACAGAUGCUUGCUAACGUGAAAGUAUAUUAUAUUCGAUCGUCAUGAUUGAUUACGAGUGGUAGAGAAUUUCGAGUGUGAGGAAAAUGUUAUAGUUAUACUAACACUAACGAACGAACCAGACAGAUUUAAUAGAUAAUAGAGUACAUAUGAUUGUUCGUACUUUGACAGAUUUUUUUAAGUGAAGGAGGAAGUCUCGCCUUGUUUCCCCAGAGCUGAAAUGAGAGCGAGCCGCAUGCAGAUAUAUCGCGCCAUGGCAAUCGCAUCUUCCACGAAUGUAUUAUUUUAUUUCGUUUUGAUUUUCUCUUUUUUUUCCAUAAAUUACAAUGAGGACUAGAAUAAUGUUGUAUAUCUUGUAACAGUAUAGUUAAUUUUUUCUUUUUUUCUUUUUUAGGAAAAUAUGUUGGAUAGUAAUAAUAUUUCAAGUUAUAAUGUCGACUCUAAUGAUAAAACUUUCGUUAUUGCAAAUAAUUAAAGUAAUAUCUCUUAUAUUGCGUAUUUUCCUAUUUUGCAUAAUAUUAUGUUGCUCGUUGAAGUUAAUACCAUUGACCGAGUAUAAUAUAAUGUACUAUAUAUAUCUAUAUAUAUAUAUAUAUCACAGUGAAAGCGUAAAAUUCAGUAAUUGUAUAUAUUUAUUAAUAAAUGUAUUUGUUAGUAAAUUAUUUAAGGUUAGACAAAAAGAGUAAAAAUGGAAAUAAAUAUAUUUCUAGUAAACAUAUACAUUUACUCGCAACCCUAUAUUUUUAUUCAGCUUCAGUGAAAACAUACCAAGUAGUACAAACUUUUUUGCGUAUACGAAUUACCUAUCCUGUUUAACAAAUGAUUUAUAAAUUAAACUGCAUGCAGUUUAAUUUUAUUGAAAUAAUGAAGUAUUAAUAUGCUAUGAUACUUUGAACAAUGAUAAUUGUCGAUCAUACGAUCUAAAAUAACUAUUUAUCAGAAAACUAAACAAAGAACUUUUCAAAAAUACGAGAAGUAAACAAAUAUUUUGUUGUUUAAUAAAAUAAUUUCUAUUUAUCGGAACAUAGUAAACUGUACAGAGUAAUAUUUUUAAUUACAUACUCUCUGUUGGAAUACAUUUUCGCUAAAUUAAAAUACCUAGUAAGUGCAUACAUUUUCUAGCAAAAGUAUCAAUUGUCUCCUCUUCUGGCAGUUUUAAUAACAUAAGGUUAGCAUAUACGCAUAAAUUUACUAGUAAGUGUGUACAGUUACUGAUUUUACGCUGAUACUGAUUUUACGGUGUAACAUAUAUAUUGCUUUUGAUAUCCAGCAUAGAUUCCUUUUUUCAAAGAUAGCGUGGAAUACGUGUCUGGCUUUCUUGUAAUGUCAUUAAUAAGUUUAUACAUUGGCUUCUUGUACUGAUUCUUUCACUAAAACGAAAUUCAAGGAAGUAUGUCCUUAAAAAUGAAUGGAUACGUAUGUUGUCAUAUACAUAUGUAUGUUUAGAUAUUGACAUAGCUACAACAUUUUCUUCCGUAAAGUAUCUGGUGCGGCUUUAUACUUUUCUUCUUAUUUGUAGAUCAUUGUCGAGUUAUAAUAAAUAACGUAUUUCUUUGCAAGAAUGAAAGAAUCUAAACAAGUAAAGGAGCUAAUCAACUCGAUCUAUUUACAAUAUUUAAAGAAAACCAAUCUUACAAUUGAAUAUUCUUCGUACAUUGUUCGUUUUAAUUGAUUUUUAUGUCUACGUUUUGUAAUCAAUGUCAGUGUAAUAAUUGCAUUUAUAUUUGAAUAUUAUUUAGUUGACUCAAUUUGUUAAAAACAAAUACAUUUCAGUCGAAUAAACGCAAAUAUGGAGUUAUGUGAAACAUAUAUCAGGCAUUCCACUUUAUCUUUUCUCUUUGAUUAAAGUGCUUGUCGUUUAGUGCGAUUAAUUAAAGUAUAACUUAUUUUUAUCAAACAUUUUUCAUUGUCGAGAUUCUGUAAACAAAUAGCAACAGAUUACACAAAAAAAAUAAAUUUAAUAUACCAGAAUAAUUCUUUAUUUCUGCAAAUUGGAAAUUAUGUAUAAUACUAUUCCGACGUUGAUCUCAAAGCUGACUAAUACAUUAUGAUUAGAGUGCUAUUUGAUUGCAAUGAAUGGCAAUUCGAUUUUACCCACCUUGCUUUAAUUUAUUCUAUUAAUAAAUAUUAAUUUGUAUUGUAUAAAUUAUUGAAAACACGACAUAUAAUCGAACAUUAUUUGAACAAGGCAGGCCAUAAUUAAUUGGUACUUCAUUUAUUUGUAUAUUGAUUAAUGUAUCCUAAUCUAUACAUUAUAUCAUUAUUUAAUUAUUAGAAAUAUACAAUAUUUAAGCACGUAUGUCUUUGAUAAUCUCACUGUAUAACAAUAAAGAUAAAUGUUAAUGAGCUGAUUUCUUGUUAAAGAGCAAUGCUGUGCUUAGUACAACGUAAUAUUAAAAAUCCGAUUAAAUUAACUGUCAUAUAUAAUAGCUUAUACCCAAGAUUACUUUUUAUAAAUGUCAUAUUUAUCAUAGAAACCUAUAUAUUUUUUAAUAUAUAAGAAAUCAUACCUACCAGAUUUUGAAUGAAAAAUACAGGAGCCAGAUAUUGCGCGUAAACCUUUACGGUGUAAGACGUAGCUAUUAAAAAUACUAAUAACCUCUCUCUCUGCAAUCUGGCUUUAUUUCAAUACUAAGUACAGGUAUUGUCUUUGCGUAUGUUAUAAAUAAAUUCGAGAAUUGUGAUCAUGUGUUACCCCAAUAUCGCAUAUACGUGCCUUCUCUCCCAUAUAAUAUUGUGUAUUUCAAACAUCUCGUUACACGAUAGAUCAGUGCACUAAUCCUUCCACAGUCAUUGCCAGUAGCAUUUAUUAAUAAUAUCUGGUCAACGCAAAAUAGCUUCUACAUUUAUAUGGCAAAUAACUAUUAUUAUACGUUUAUUAACGAAUCAUGGCGUAUCCUAUAGAGUGGCCUUGGGCUGCUUUUAAAUUAAAUAUGUUAUCCUACUUGUAGCAAAUCAGAGAAAUUUUAUCGUCUCUGAUCUUUUAAGACAUUGAUGAUUUUUUUAUAUUCUUUUGUAUGAAGGAUAUUUAAAAAAAAAUCGUACAUUUACUUCUAUUGUAUGAUAUGAGAUAUUUCCAAUUAACUUUUUAUUUACAUCUCGUGAGAUUGCACAAUUAAUGUAUCCCGAUAUAUUUAGUAUUUUGAUAUAUUUUCAACGAAUGUUUAAAAUCGUCAUUACUAGGAUUUGUUUUUGUAUUUGUCACAUGUUUAUCGAUAUUCGGAUACAUAAGUGAUAUUAGAAAGUUAUGAAGGUAAUGAAGUGUAAUAGCUAAGGUCACCCAAUAAACUAGUGUGUAUGAAAA
This is a messenger RNA of Vollenhovia emeryi, 8228 nucleotides long. Its product is annotated as serine/threonine-protein kinase MARK2-like. NCBI's taxonomy places the organism in Eukaryota, Metazoa, Arthropoda, Insecta, Hymenoptera, Formicidae. The coding region runs from base 773 to 3817 and encodes 1014 amino acids. Gene Ontology annotation, biological process: protein phosphorylation; intracellular signal transduction; microtubule cytoskeleton organization. The record is from RefSeq and is a predicted model, not a curated record. The transcript is spliced from 15 exons. Gene Ontology annotation, cellular component: cytoplasm. Gene Ontology annotation, molecular function: tau-protein kinase activity; protein serine/threonine kinase activity; ATP binding.